Molecule: messenger RNA, 1884 nt
Organism: Coniophora puteana RWD-64-598 SS2
Lineage: Eukaryota; Fungi; Basidiomycota; Agaricomycetes; Boletales; Coniophoraceae
Exons: 6
Coding region: 1-1650 (549 amino acids)
Biological process (GO): tRNA wobble position uridine thiolation
Cellular component (GO): cytosol
Molecular function (GO): sulfurtransferase activity; tRNA binding
Source: RefSeq, a predicted model, not a curated record
AUGGGUAACAUUGUCAUCCGCCACGCCGUAUAUUGCAAAGACUGCUUCUCCCCAUCCAUCCUCACCAAAUUCCGCAAAGCCCUCGAAUCAACGAUCAACGCACUCGGAACCGCGUCCUCCAAGAACCAGUUCAAAGCCGAGGGCGGCGUGCUCGUCGCCCUCUCUGGUGGACUGGGAUCGACCGUGCUUCUAUCUGUCCUUGACGACCUCUACGUCUCGCGCACGCGCAAGAAGCCCGAGCGGCCCAAGGCUAAGAACAAGGACAAGGACGCUAUCAGCGAACCGCUGAAAGCGAAUGGGAAGGGAGCGAAGGUCGGGGAUAAGGACAGUAAUGGGAUCGACAAGGGCACGCAGCAUCCGCGGCGUGGGCAGGUGUGGCAGGGUACACCUGGGGUGGUGUAUAUCGAGUGCUGCGGCGCAUUUCCGAACAUGCUAGAUCGAACAGAGGAGCUGCGCGCGUUGAUUUCAACUCGGUAUCCUGCGUUCGAAUUUGUACCUAGACGGCUCGAGGAUGCUUUCGAUCCUGCAUUCUGGAGAGAGGUGCAUGGGGACGACGCGCAUCGGGUGUUACACCUUGAACUGGCCAAAGAUGGGCUACCUGUUCCAGAGCUCAAGGUCUCUCCAGCAAGGUCCAGUACUCGCUCACCAAGCCCAGCAGAGGCUCUGCGCGCCUACCUUUCUGCCCUGCCCACGCAGACAGCCGCACAGAGCGCUGUGCAAACACUGAUACGUCUCAUCGCACUGCACGCUGCACAUGCUCGUCGGGCCUCGCAUCUCCUAUUCGGGACACCACUCACUAGUGUGUCCGUCUCGCUCAUCGCGGGGAUUGCACAGGGAGACGGGUAUGCGGUGCGCGAGGAGUUGUACGAGGAGUGGUUACCGUCUCUGCCUUCUGACCCAUCGAUUACCCAUGAGGCCAGCAGAAACGGCGGAGGUGAAGAACAGUCGAUAUCAAGGCCAAGAACCGUGAGGCUGGUACGCCCGCUGAGAGACGUGACGAUGAAGGAAUGCGCGAUGUAUGCAUGGUGGAACAGUGUGGAGAUACUUGGGCACCUGCGUCUCGCGAGGGUUGGACAGAGUAUAUACGGACUCACGAAAGACUUCAUCAUGGGCCUUGAGAAGGACUACCCUUCGACGGUGUCCGCCAUCUUCCGCACGCUCGCCAAGGUGGAGCCCAAGGACCAGUCGGUGGACUGGUGUGUCAUGUGUCAAAGGCCGAUGCCCCACGGGAUCCAGCAGUGGAAGAGCCAGAUAUCGAUACGCACGCGCGAGAUGCUCGCCGCCGCGAAGACGAACGUGCCGCUCGACGCAGACGUGUCCGACAAUGUCUCGCCUGCGUCUGAUCCGUCAUCGAUUACACCAUAUCUGUGCUAUGCGUGCCACACGACGCUUACGAGCCGGGGUGGCGCUGCUUUCCGCAAGAACAACGCACCGGCUCCGUCCGCUGGUUCUGUGCGGCUGCCGGUGUGGGUUCAUUCGUCGCUGACACAGUCGCGCGAUCCGACGGGUCUGAAGAAGGCUAGCGAGACCAAUAGCAUGGAGGACGCCUACGAGAAUGAGGUUUGGCGCGUUAGACGGGUGGAGCGCGCCGAGAUGCGGGAGGGCAUCAAGGCCUUUCUACUUGAACACGAGGAUGAGGAUGAUGACUAGCCUACGUGUCAGACGCGUUCCAGGAUCGCUAAUGCAGGUUCAGCCAUAUGAUUCCGAACUUAUGGUGCGAUGAUUUACUUUAGGUUUACAGCUAAUCGGACCCCGUUCCGGAAUGGACGACUGGAGGUACGAGGUACUUUUUCUGUGAUCUACAUAGUAGCUGUGUACUGUACACACUUACUUUUGUUUUAUGUCUGGUAAAACACAAACAAUGCCACUUCGCGUUGUUCUCAG